AUGAAGUGGUUUCUUGUGUGUUUGCAUCUUUUUUUCUUUCAUUUUCCAUCAUUCUCUUCUUUGAAUUUCUUAUGUCAUCAAGAUGAGAAUUAUGCUUUGCUUGAGUUCAGGAAAACAACAACAUGGAAAAAUGGGAGUGAUUGUUGCUCAUGGCACGGAGUCACUUGUGACACCAUCUCCGGCCAUGUGAUUGGCAUCAACCUUGCUUGUGAAGGCCUUCAAGGUGAGGUUCCUCCUCAAAUCUCACACCUUUCUAAAUUAACAUCACUUCAUCUCUCUUAUAAUUAUGGGUUAGUUUGGAAAGAGAGCACAUUGAAGAGGCUUGUGCAAAAUGCAACAAAUUUAAAGGAGAUGUUUUUGGAUUACACAGAUAUGUCUUCAAUAAAAAUAAACUCCUUUGAUUUGCUCUUCAAUCAUUCUUCCUCUUUGGUUACACUUAGUCUUCAAACUACGGGAUUAAGGGGAAACUUCAAACGAAGCAUUCUCUACUUACCAGCUAUUCAUGAAUUAUAUAUGUCAGGCAAUCACCUUAGAGGCCAACUUCCAGAUCUGAGUUCCAGUAUUUUUCUUAAAAUUUUGGAUUUUUCAAAUAUUCAUGUCAAAGGACCAAUUCCUCCAUCAUUUUCUAACCUCACACAUCUUACUUCUCUAAGUUUAAUGGGAAACUCUCUUAAUGGUUCAAUUCCAUCCUCACUUUUAACUCUUCCAUGCCUAACUUCUCUAGAUCUCUCUGUAAAUAAUCUUAGUGGUCAAAUCCCAAAUAUAUUUCACCAGUCACAUAGAUUGCAAAAAUUAGAUUUGAGUCAUAACAAAAUUGGAGGCGACCUUCCAAUAUCACUUUCAAACCUUCAUCACCUCACUAGUUUAAGCCUUUCAUCCAAUUCAUUUAAAGGCCAAAUACCAAAUGUGUUUGAAGCGAUGACCAAACUGCAACAUCUCUCUCUAUAUUCAAACAAUUUAGAAGCACAAAUUCCUUCUUCGUUAUUUAACUUGAAUCAACUUCUGACAUUAGACUGCUCUUAUAAUAAAUUAGUGGGUCCUCUACCCAUCAAAAUCCCAGGGUUUCAAAAACUAACUUAUUUGAAUUUAGAUAACAACUUGUUAAAUGGAACAAUUUCUUCCUCCUUGUUAUCUUUGCCUUAUUUGACAAUAUUAUCUCUAUCAAACAAUCGACUUACGGGACAUAUCAGUGCAAUCUCAUCAUAUUCCUUACAAGAGCUUUAUCUUUGUGCCAACAAGCUACAAGGAAAUAUUCCAAAAUCAAUUUUCAAACUUUCAAACCUAACUACACUAUGUUUAUCAUCAAAUAACUUCAGUGGUGCUCUUGAUUUUCAACACUUUUCCAUACUUCAAAAUUUGCGUUCUUUGUCUCUUUCACAUAAUAGCCAAUUAUCACUAAACAUUGAAUCGAAUUUCAGUUACAUUUUUGUUGAACUAACUACAUUGGAAUUGUCUUCUUUGAGUUUGAGUCAACUUCCCAAAUUCCUUGGAAAGCCCCCAAGUUUUUAUUCUCUUGAUAUGUCCAAUAACAAAUUGAAUGGAAGGGUGCCGAAUUGGUUACUUGAAACAAUAAACUCACUUGGAUUUUUGAAUCUCUCUCAAAACAUGUUCACAUCAAUAGAUCAUAGCUCAAGAAGUGGUUACCAGAUAAGUUACCUUGACCUUAGUUAUAACUUACUACAAGGUGAACUUUCUGCCUCAAUUUGCAACAUGAGUUCACUAGAAUUUCUCAACCUUGCACACAAUAAAUUGACAGGUAUCAUUCCACAAUGUCUUGUUAGUUUGUCGUCUCUUCAAGUUUUGGAUCUACAAAUGAACAAAUUUUAUGGAAAUUUGCCAAAUAAAUUUUCAAAGGAGAGUCAACUUCUUACAUUGAAUCUUUAUGGCAACCAUUUAGAAGAAUGUUUGCCUAAAACUUUGUCCCAUUGCAAAAAUCUUGAAGUCUUAAAUCUUGGCAGCAAUAGAAUAGAAGACAAAUUUCCUAAUUGGCUUCAAACACUGGAAAAUUUAAAAGUGUUGGUUUUGCGAGACAAUAAGUUCCAUGGUCCCAUUUCUAAUCUAAGGAUCAAGAGUUCAUUUCCUAGUUUAAUUAUUUUUGACAUCUCAGGCAAUGACUUUAGUGGCUCACUUCCAAAAGCAUAUUUUAAAAAGUUAGAAGCGAUGAAAGAUGAGGAUGCAAGUUUUUCAUAUAUGGCAGAGGCAUUGUAUUAUGUUUAUAGUCAACUUAGUAGUACAUGGUACUACUAUUCUGUAACCAUGACAAUAAAGGGGAUCGAUUCCACACUGGGGAAAAUUUCAACGAACUUUGCAAUUAUUGAUAUGUCAAGAAACAAAUUUGAAGGAGAGAUUUCAAAUGUUGUUGGAGAGCUUCGUGCACUCAAAGGACUUAACCUUUCACAUAACAGACUCACUGGUAUUAUUCCCAGGUCCAUCGGAAAUUUGACAAAUUUAGAAUCUUUGGAUCUCUCCUCAAAUAUGAUCACUGCUGUUAUUCCUGCCGAAUUAUCCGAUUUGAAUUUUCUUGAAUUUUUGAAUCUUUCUGAUAACCAUCUUGUGGGAGAAAUACCUCGUGGAAAGCAGUUCAAUACAUUUUCAAAUGAUUCGUAUGAAGGAAACUUUGGGUUAUGCGGAUUUCCGUUGACAAAGAAAUGUGGACCUGAACAACAUUCUCCACCUUCGCCUAACAUGUUUUCGAGUGAAGAGAGAUUUGGAUUUGGAUGGAAACCAGUGGCAAUAGGAUAUGGAUGUGGAUUUGUGUUUGGAAUAGGCCUUGGAUAUUUCAUGUUUUUAUUUGGAAAGCCAAGAUGGCUUGUGAUCAUAUUUGGUGGCCAACCAAAGAGAAGAGUGAGAAGAAGAACAAGAGUGAGGAGGACCAAUGGUUCAAACAUGAAUCAGAUGAUACAAAUGUCAUAG
Molecule: messenger RNA, 2913 nt
Organism: Vicia faba (fava bean)
Lineage: Eukaryota; Viridiplantae; Streptophyta; Magnoliopsida; Fabales; Fabaceae
Source: the annotation of a GenBank genome assembly